UUUCUUAUUCAUUCUCUCUCUCUAAAAUUUCCAACAAACUCAAAAAUCCAGUUUCGUCUUCCACCAUCGACUUCAAUAAUCACUCAUUUCACUGUAAUUUUGUUUAUUUACUGAUUGGAGAAAACACGAUUCCGAACACGAUCCCGCUAUUUCCUUCUUCUCUUACACCCCUCCACAGACCUUUCCUCACUCCAAUUUUUUUUCGCCUGUAAACUUCAAGAUUCUCUUUUUUUUUUUCACCCAAGGUGCAAGAGAGGGAAAAAUCUUUGAUGCUGAAUGUGAAUUCGAGCCGUUUGAAUAAUUGGGAUGACUUCUAUGAUGGAUGAUAAUAUGAACUUGCUCCAUCAGGCUCAGAGGCUUAAUAACAACAGUCUCGUAGUUCGUGAAAUCGGCGAGGAAAUCGAUUUGGAAAUCGGUCCAGAAGAGGACGAACAAUCUUUCGCGCACCACACUCUCCUCGAUGUCCACACACACGAGUCUUCCCCGGUCAAAGAUCACCCCGAAAACUCGAACUCGCAUAUGAUCGGCUCUCAGCUUCUGAGCGACGAUCAAGAUUUGUCCAAGGGGCAAACUGGGAAAAGGAAGAAGAAAGUUGUUAAGAGAUGGAGGGAGGAGUGGGCCGAGACGUAUAAGUGGGCUUACGUCGAUGUGAAAGACGGGACCGCGAGAAUAUUCUGUUCCGUGUGUAGAGAGUACGGUAGGAAGCAUAGAAGAAACCCGUACGGUAACGAAGGGAGUCGGAAUAUGCAGAUGAGUGCGUUGGAGGAGCAUAAUAAUAGCUUGCUUCAUAAAGAGGCUCUUCGUUUGCAGCAAGCUUCUAAGGAGAAGCUAAUUGUUGAUAAACCGAUUUACGUCAAAGCUCUAAUGUCGAAAUCGGCUGGAUCGAUUGUUGAAGCUGCAUUGAGAAGAGAUCCGCACGAAGCCGAAUUCAUACAGUCUGUUCAAGAAGUUGUUCACGCUUUGGAAAGAGUUAUCUCGAAAAAUUCCAACUAUGUAAAUACCAUGGAGCGAUUAUUAGAACCCGAACGGACAAUUAUAUUUAGGGUUCCGUGGGUGGACGAUAGGGGCGAAAUGAAUGUGAAUCGAGGAUUUAGGGUUCAUUUUAACCAGACACUUGGUCCAUGCAGGGGUGGUCUUCGUUUUCAUCCAUCGAUGAAUUUGAGCGUUGCUAAGUUUCUUAGUUUUCAGCAGACGUUAAGAAAUGCUCUAUCACCGUACAGGCUCGGAGGCUCUUCGGGAGGGAGUGAUUUCGAUCCCAAGGGCAAAAGUGACAACGAGAUCAUGAAAUUUUGCCAAAGCUUCAUGAACGAGCUGUACCGCUAUUUGGGUUCCGACAAGGAUCUUCCUUCGGAGGAAAUGGGCGUUGGCACUCGUGAAAUGGGCUACUUAUACGGACAAUAUAGACGUUUGACUGGUCAUUCUCAGGGAAGUUUUACCGGGCCGAGAAUAAGUUGGUCUGGCUUGAGCCUCCGUACCGAAGCUACUGGCUAUGGAUUGGUUUUCUUCGCCCAACUUAUGCUUAUGGACAUGAAUAAAGAACUAAAAGGACUAAGAUGUGCAGUCAGUGGUUCCGGAAAGGUAUCGAUGCACGUCCUAGAGAAGCUUCUUGCUUACGGUGCUCUUCCCAUUACAGUUUCAGAUUCAAAGGGUUAUUUGGUGGACGAGGACGGAUUUGAUUUCAUGAAAAUAUCUUUUCUGAGAGAAAUUAAAUCCCAGAAUAGAAGUUUGAGAGACUAUUCGAAAACUUACGCCCGUUCGAAGUACUACGACGAAGCAAAGCCUUGGAGCGAAAGAUCUGACGUGGCAUUCCCUUGUGCCUCUCAGAACGAGAUCGACCAAUCCGAUGCCAUCAAUUUAGUCAACUCCGGUUGUCGUAUAAUUGUAGAAGGCUCGAAUAUGCCUUGUACGCAUGAAGCGGUUGAUGUCUUAAGGAAGGCCAAUGUUUUCGUUGCUCCGUCAAUGGCUGCCGGUCUAGGAGGGGUAGUAGCCGGGGAACUCGAACUUAAAGAGUGUAAUUUAAGUUGGUCUCCCGAAGAUUUCGAAUCCAAAUUACAGGAGGCGAUGAAGCAAACGUACCAAAGAGCACUCAAAGCAGCAGCUGAUUUUGGUUACCCGAAAGAGAGUCCCGAGGCUUUGGUGCAUGGAGCAGCCAUAUCAGCUUUUCUGACAAUUGCAAGUAGUAUGGCCGAUCAAGGGUGCGCGUAAACCAAUGAUAUAUAUCGUUAAUAAGAUGCUUCUAGAAGUUUAUACAUUGAAAAUUGAACUCGAGAAUGCAGUUUUCGAGUGCUAGAGGGAUGCUUUAGAAAUUGUGGUUUUUAGCUAUGUAGACAAAAUUUUGCUUCAUUAAGGUGUGAUUAGUCAACAAUUGAAACAAAAUCUAUUCAUAUUCUGAUUGCUUGUAAUACAAUUUAAAUAAGCUCGAGUUUUAAUAAUACUGUUUCGACUUCAAACG
Messenger RNA from Erythranthe guttata (spotted monkey flower), 2452 nucleotides. RefSeq names its product Amino acid dehydrogenase family protein. The record is from RefSeq and is a predicted model, not a curated record. Gene Ontology annotation, molecular function: L-glutamate dehydrogenase (NADP+) activity. Gene Ontology annotation, cellular component: cytosol. NCBI's taxonomy places the organism in Eukaryota, Viridiplantae, Streptophyta, Magnoliopsida, Lamiales, Phrymaceae.